AUGGAAGGAUCAGUUGGUGAAUUUGUUCCAGUACCAUUCUCUUCCCUCAACACAUUUUCCCUUUAUCUCAGGGUCGUGGAAGCACUGAAAAUAAUUACACCUGUCAUCGUCGGUAUCGGUAUCGUAUUAAAUAUCGUAUCGCUGAUCGUGUUGCUGCACAUGACGAUGCGACAAUCUUCCUGCUGUAUCUACCUAGCAUGCAAGUCAGUAUCGGACAUACUGUAUUUGCUGUGCGUAUUCCUAAUCUGGCUCCACAGAAUCGACUACAAAAUCUUCGAUACCGCUAAUUUUUGCCGCACUGUGACGUUUAUCUCAAACGUCACGUGUUUUGCCUCGACCUGGAUCGUUGUUGUGAUCUGUGUUGAGAACCUAUUCUGCGUCGUUUGGCCCAGUUUUGUGAAGAUGUACUGCAAGGCCACUUCCGCUCUGGUCAUCUCUGGGUUAUUAUAUUUGGUUGGAAUCCUUGUCUACCAAAUCUCGUUUUGGAGCGAACAAAUUGGAGAUUUUUACAACGUGGAUUUCAACUCGACAACUAUAAAAGCUGGAACUAAUUCAAACAUUCUCGAAAAUUCUGAUUCAAUGAUGCCAAAAUUUCAAGAUGAACCAAAUCCAACAAUGAUUACUAAUACUUAUGGUGUUUUCGGUUCUUCCCCUAAUGUAAACUACACCAGCAAAUUUGAAACCAAUAUCUGCACCCAUUUUGAGAUUACUGCUGAUUAUAAAAAUAUGAUAAUCAUCGAUACAUGUAUUUCAUUCAUAAUACCAGUCAUCGCUCUCGUCAUCACCAACAUUAUCAUCGCCAACAUCGCUUUCCGCACCCCCAAGACCAGAGUUACCACAAGGGCCUACAGUUUUAGAGUUACUCCCCCUGACACAGCUGCUGCAUGGGCAUCAAAAGCCUUCAGAUUUCUCUUUAUGUUAACUCUGAUCAUACUGGUCUUCCAUACUCCACGUUUCGUCAUCCGUUUCAAAUCCACCAUCGCGUUUGAAGAAUUUGACUUGGUGCUUCACGUAAUCUUCGAGCAUUUUUCCUACAUUCACUGUGCUGUUUCGUUCUUCAUGUACUGUGUAUUCGGGUACAAUUUCAGACAAGUUCUUACUUCGGUUUUCACAGGAAAAAAACUAACAUCUGUUAACGUACAAUAA
Messenger RNA from Physella acuta, 1146 nucleotides. Its product is annotated as putative G-protein coupled receptor F59B2.13. Gene Ontology annotation, cellular component: membrane. Gene Ontology annotation, biological process: G protein-coupled receptor signaling pathway. The record is from RefSeq and is a predicted model, not a curated record. Gene Ontology annotation, molecular function: G protein-coupled receptor activity. NCBI's taxonomy places the organism in Eukaryota, Metazoa, Mollusca, Gastropoda, Physidae.